Pteropus alecto (black flying fox) is the source of this 728-nucleotide messenger RNA. It is a transcript of the gene CNIH4, whose product is annotated as cornichon family AMPA receptor auxiliary protein 4. Gene Ontology annotation, biological process: endoplasmic reticulum to Golgi vesicle-mediated transport. Bases 16 to 561 code for a protein of 181 amino acids. Lineage: Eukaryota; Metazoa; Chordata; Mammalia; Chiroptera; Pteropodidae. Gene Ontology annotation, cellular component: endoplasmic reticulum membrane; COPII-coated ER to Golgi transport vesicle. The record is from RefSeq and is a predicted model, not a curated record. The transcript is spliced from 4 exons.
UCAGCUGCACCCGAAAUGCGCCUCACGAGCCUGCUCCACGCCGUUCUCUGCAGCACUUUUGUACCGCGAGUCAAUGAAAAAAUAAAAACACCAAGAACAAAGGGCAGAUCUGAAAACAUCAGAAAGUGUCUAGGAGUCUUAUUUUGCAGGCUCGUCCAACGGGCCCUGGAUGACAAGGACCCUUUUGAACAAGCUCAACUUUAUUGUUUCCAACUGUGCGAACACGUGCACGCGAGGCUGCGGGGAGUUUCCCGCUGGGGCUGUCACCGGUGUUUGUUGUGGGUAAUUCCAGAAUUGAUUGGCCAUGCCAUUGUCACUGUAUUAAUGCUCAUUUCAUUGCACUGGUUCAUCUUCCUCCUCAAUUUGCCCGUUGCCACUUGGAAUAUAUAUCGGUUCAUUAUGGUGCCAAGUGGUAACAUGGGAGUGUUUGAUCCAACAGAAAUACACAAUCGUGGGCAGCUGAAGUCACACAUGAAAGAAGCCAUGAUCAAGCUUGGUUUCCACUUGCUCUGUUUCUUCAUGUAUCUUUAUAGUAUGAUUUUAGCUUUGAUAAAUGACUGAAGCCAGAGAAGCCGCGAAGUCAGCCUACACUACAGUGCUCAGCUGAGGAGCCAGAGACUACUUAAUUCAUCCUUAGAACCGUAACCAUAGCAGUAUAUUUUUUCCUCUUUGAACAAAAAAAUAUUUUUGCUGUAUUUUUACCAUAUAAAAUAUUUAAAAAACAUGAA